UUAGAGAAAGGAAGAAGCAGUCAAGCAGACACUCCCACUCGUCAUCUUCCUCUUCUUCUCCUCCACCAGAGCCCCCUCUCCUUAUAACUGCGUUCCCUCCCUCGCUUCCCUCGAGCGUUCGCGCGCUCCGUCUUCUACCUUUUCCAGGCUUAGCCUGUGGCAAUGGACUUCCCUUAUAUAGACCAGAUCGCCGCAUCGCUACGGAGCUGCUCUCUGGGCGAACACCGUCCUACUCCGUCGCCGCCGCCCAACAUCCCCGAUGCGAGCGCCGGGAGGAUCACAGUGGAGUUGAACUCGGAGAUACCCCUUCCCUUCUGCUGGGAUCAGCGGCUCGACAUUCAGACAGGGGAAAUCCACUACAUCAACUGGGAGACCGGCGAGAGGACCACCGCCGACCCUCGCUCCGCAGCCACUGCUUCUAUCUAUUCAUCGAGCUACUACUGCACCGACGAAGAGGAAGCCUCCGGUACCGGAAGCGGCAAAGAGGGAUGCGAAGAGGAGGAAGACGACGACAAUGGCAACGGCGACACAGCCGACCCCGAUGAAGACGAAUCCUCUGGUACCGGCAGCGGCAUAGAAACGCGCGACGAGGAAGAAGAUGACGACAGUACAGCCUGCUCCUCCGGCCCUUCCUCUACCGGAGACGACCGGCGAACCCUCGUUGCCGCCGGUUGCAGCGCCUGCUUCAUGUACUUGAUGGUCCACAACGGCACUCCCGCCUGCCCCAAGUGUGGCGCCGCCCUCAUCCACCUUGGCAACUGCCUCUGAGAAUGAUGCGUGAAAACAAAGAUCAGAAUAACAACGUUAGCUUCCAUUUUCCCCUUUCUCAUUCUUUCUGUAGAGUGGUGGCAAUAGUUGAGGAACUUGCGAUCUGAGGAUGAGAUGUUGAUUCGAUAUUUGAUCCUACACUUGCUGCCAAUCUGCUUGCCACCUGAGUACAGGGCACACAGCAGAGUGAUAGCGGAAUUAUGAGUUCGUUUUUGCUUUCAUUUUUCGUAAAUUGUUUUCUUGAAUUGCAUGUGUGGUAGUUGAUUAUGUUUUUAUAGUCCCUAGUGAAGAUAAAUAUAUUAACAACAAAAAGAAUUACAAAAUGUUAUAACUCAAAGACUAAACACGGAUAAAUU
This is a messenger RNA of Zingiber officinale, 1124 nucleotides long. RefSeq lists its product as uncharacterized. The transcript has 2 exons. The coding region runs from base 163 to 768 and encodes 201 amino acids. NCBI's taxonomy places the organism in Eukaryota, Viridiplantae, Streptophyta, Magnoliopsida, Zingiberales, Zingiberaceae. The record is from RefSeq and is a predicted model, not a curated record. Gene Ontology annotation, molecular function: protein binding.